AUGUUUGAGAACUUUCAUGUUCUUUGCUAUUAUGGGAUUCCCCGUGACAAGAUUGGUCGUUUGUAUAAGGAAGCAAGAGAGAUUUUUGUAUACGAGAAUGGGGUUUUGGCAUCGAAACUUGAACCUUAUGAGAUCUUGGUUCUUAGAAAGGCUAUAGUCAUUAAGCUUGUUACUUGUUGCCCGUUGCUUCUGGUUGGUGGCAUUGAUUGUGAGUUUGUUUCUGUGGUAAAUAAGUUGAAGGGAUUAAACUUAGGAUGCGAUUGGCUUGCGCGGUAUUUGUCAGUUAGAAAAACAUAUAACUGGCGCCGGAUUCUUGAGACAAUGGAGCUCCUUGAGAAGGUGGGGUUUAAAGAGAAGAAGUUGAGUAAUCUUUUAAAAGCGUAUCCAGAUUUGGUAGGUGAAACUUCUGGCAAUAAAGCUUAUAUUAUGUUUGAAAAGUUUCAUAAAGUUGGACUUCAGAUGAAUGAAAUUGAUAAAUUACUGAUAGACAACUCCGAGAUGUUAUUAGAGAAAUCUGUAAAAAGAAUUUUAGAGGCGUUGAAAUUCUUGAAAUGUAUCAGAAUAGAAAAGCAGUUUGUCGUUAGGUUUUUACAGUGUCACAUGAAGCAUAUCUGUUCAUCCUCUUUGCUAGUACCUAGAGCUGUUUGGAAUAGAUUGAAAAUCAGAAGAGAUGAGUUAUGUCAGAUCAUUAAGGAAGAGCCUUUGAGAUUGUUCAGUAUAGCUUCUAAAACUAAUAAAGGUAGAAUUGAACUUGAUUCACUGGAUUCGAGGAAUGCAGAGAAGACGACAUUCUUGUUGAAGUUAGGGUAUGUAGAGAAUUCCGAUGAGAUGGUGAGGGCUCUGAAAAAGUUCCAAGGGAGGGGAGAUGAGCUACAGGAGAGAUUUGAUUGCUUUGUGAAGGCUGGUUUGGACUAUAAUGUGGUUAGCCAGCUUGUUAAGCGGGCGCCUCAUAUACUUAACCGGCCGAAAGAUAUCAUAGAAAAGAAGAUCAUUAUGCUAAUAGAUUAUUUGGUUUAUCCAAUAGAAUCCGUGAUAGAGUCCCCAACAUAUUUGUGUUAUAGUAUGAAGAGAAUACAUCAGAGAUUCACAAUGUACAUUUGGUUGAGGGAAAGAGAUGCAGUAAUACCGAGGCUGACACUAGGCACUGUUGUCGGUAUUUCUAAUACCCUUAUUGUGCCAUACUUUGUCAAUACCCACCCGGAAGGUCCAGCUACUUGGGAAAAUAUAAAGAAAGCAUCUACCUGAUUAACUGGUCCGUUCAAUGAUAUAACGUUAUCUUCAAUCUAGUGCAGAUGUCUGUUGAUCUAUAACAUUUUCUCAUUGCUUAGCUCACAACCAGUGAAACCUGGAAAUUCUCAGUGCGAUGGAGAGGAUCACAGAAUAUGUCGAUGCAUAGUGAAGUAUUUCCGCCUGUGGAUUUGAUUGUACCUCUCUACUCAUCAGUAUAGAUAUAGAUGCCAACAAACGAACAAGGAAGGACUUCGAGAAAGCUGAAAGAACAAAGGCUCUCCGUAAUGUUGAAACGCCACUGAACUCAGUGAAGUGAAUUUUAGACUGGACUGAACAGAGUGACAAAUUGGAAAGGCACAGUCCUUCGUUGGUACAAUAUUCUUC
Molecule: messenger RNA, 1614 nt
Organism: Arabidopsis thaliana (thale cress)
Lineage: Eukaryota; Viridiplantae; Streptophyta; Magnoliopsida; Brassicales; Brassicaceae
Product: mitochondrial transcription termination factor-related / mTERF-like protein
Exons: 1
Coding region: 1-1245 (414 amino acids)
Cellular component (GO): cytoplasm
Molecular function (GO): nucleic acid binding
Source: RefSeq, marked reviewed